Molecule: messenger RNA, 4014 nt
Organism: Ceratina calcarata
Lineage: Eukaryota; Metazoa; Arthropoda; Insecta; Hymenoptera; Apidae
Exons: 5
Biological process (GO): DNA integration
Molecular function (GO): nucleic acid binding; zinc ion binding
Source: RefSeq, a predicted model, not a curated record
AUGUCGAAGAAAGAAGUACAGCUUUCGAGUUUAUAUGAUAAAAUAGAGUCAUAUUUGAGAGCAUUAGAAACACUCGGUGUAGCGACUGAUAAGUGUGCAGCAAUGCUUUUCCCGUUGGUGGAAUCAUCAUUGCCAGAAGAAUUGCUUAGAGUAUGGCAACGAUCGAAUAGCACCAAUGACUUUAAUGAGUCCGUGAGUUCCUCAGAUGCUUCAAAAACACGGUUAACAAAGUUGAUUAAAUUUUUAGAGUUAGAAGUACAAAACGAGUUGCGUAUUUCAAUGGCCGUGAAAGGGUUUAAUCUUAGAGAUCAAAGUGAAACAGAACGUUCUAAGAAAACCAAGCCACAGACUACAGGAAAAGACAUACCAAGUGCGCGUAGUUUAAUUAACAAGGGCAGAGAGGUUGUCUGCAUAUUUUGUCAAAAGAGUGAUCACGACAGUGCGAAAUGUACUCAGGCAAAGACUAUGUCCCUUGCAGAGAGACAAGAGGUUGUGAAGAGAAAGCGUGCGUGUUUCAAUUGUUUAAAAAUUGGUCACAAUAGGAGAUUUUGUCGGGUGUAUCUCAAAUGCACGAAGUGCGCUCGUCGCCACGUUGACAUUAUGUGCAGAGAAGAAAGUCGGAGUGAUACGCAAAGUGAGAAACCGCAAAAUUCUUUAAGUGCCGUUAAUAUACAGAAAGAAUGCAGUUUAGCUAUAUCGUGUAAUGUGCCGAGUACUUUUAUGCAAACACUAAAAGUUAAAUUACGCAAUGACUCGAGUGAGGUGAUUGUGCGCGCGGUGAUAGACACUGGAUCGCAAAAUUCAUAUAUUAUAAAAGAAAUGGCUGAACGAUUAAAAUAUGAACCAGUGGGGAAGCAAGAUUUAGUGCAUUUACUUUUCGGAGGCGAGAAAACGAACAUCACCACGCACAACAGGUAUUUGAUUCGCGUCGGCAGUCUGGAUGACACAUACAGGUGCAAUUUUCAAGCGCUCGAAGAGGAUCUGAUUUGUGCAGACGUACCGAGUGUAACCAAAGGAGUGUGGCUACAGGAAUUGGACGAGAUUAAUGUUAAGUUAACAGAUGUUUGCAGUGAAGAGAAAACGGUAGCUAUUCUCAUUGGCGCGGACGUGGCAGGAAAAUUGUUUACUGGUAGGAUACACGUGUUAGACAGCGGCUUAACUGCAAUGGAAACACGUUUAGGAUGGACACUUAUGGGUAAAGUACCGACAAUAAAAGGAGACAUAAAUUUGGCCGCGACCACUAUUUCCAUGUACGCCAAAGAAGCGGAUAUUAAGGAUCUUUGGGACCUGGACGUGUUGGGGAUUAGGGAUCCUAUCGAAUGUAAGACACAAAAGCAACACAACGAACACGUGGAAAAAAUGUUUAUAGACGCAGUUACAAAAAAUACCGAGGGUCGUUACGAAGUGAGGUUGCCAUGGUUAGAGUGCUAUCCAGAAUUUAAGGAUAAUAAGAUGCUAGCUCUUCGACAGCUAGAAACAAUGACAAAGAAACUUCGGGCAGCCGGCAGGUAUGAAGAUUACGAUGGUGUUUUUAAGGACUGGCUCAAGGAAGGUAUUAUAGAACGUGUCCCGCCGGAACAAGAGUCUCGUCAGGGUAAUUAUAUACCACAUCGACCGAUCUUCAAGGAAAAUUCGACGACCACUACGAGGCCUAUUUACAAUGCGUCGGUGGAAGGAAAAGGGUUGCCGUCACUCAACAGCUGCCUGGAAAAGGGUCCUAACUUGAUCGAAUUAGUUGCCGCCAUACUAUUACGUUUUAGGGAAGGAUGUCUGGGUGUAAUUGCAGAUAUAAGAAGAGCUUUUGUACAGAUAAGUAUACAUCCAGCGGAGCGUGAUUUUCUCAGAUUUUUUUGGUAUGACGACGAAGGAAAAGUUAUAGUUUAUAGACAUUGUAGAGUGGUAUUUGGUGUUUGUAGUAGUCCGUUUAUUCUAGGAGCAAUAAUCAAUUUGCAUUUAUCGAGCGUAUUGAAUUCGUUUAGCGGGAACUCGAUUACGGAGAUAGUUUAUAAUAAUACGAAAAAACUUAAAAGAAGUUUUUAUGUUGAUAAUUGCGUGACGAGUGUGAAUAGUGUGGAUGAAUUGAAUGUUUUCAUGAACAAUGCAAAAACCGUGAUGGAGUCAGGCAAAUUUGAUUUACGCGGAUGGGAAUAUACGAAGGACGGCGGUGCCAAGGGCUUUAGCAAUGUGCUCGGAUUGUUGUGGGACAAAGAGCUAGACACGUUAUCCCUAAACAUAGCUAAUCUAGAGAAAUUAGUUUUUGAGAAAUUGACAAAAAGAGAUAUUCUAUCGGUAGCCCACCGUAUUUUUGAUCCCCUCGGUUUUGUUUGUCCAAUAGCACUCGGACCUAAGAUUUUAUUGCAGGAAGCUUGGGCGGCCAAGUUAUCUUGGGACGAGGAAGUAAGUGACGAUAUACAGAAACGUUUUAUGCAAUGGAUUAACGAACUGAGGAAUAUAAACCAAAUUAAGAUACCUAGAUGCAUGAUCGGAAUGGUAGACGAGACAGAUGAGAUCAGCUUGCACGUAUUUGUUGACGCGAGUGAAUUAGCUUAUGCUACAGUCAUUUUUAUUAGAAUUCAGCGAGAAGAUGACGUACAAGUAUAUUUUGUUCAAGCAAUAACACGAGUCGCUCCUGCAGUCAAAAAUUCGUCAACAGUAGUUACAUGGAUUCAGCGGGAGAAUAAUUGGAGUGUUUUCGUCUCAAAUAGAGUCAAAGAAAUUAGGCAAUUGACAGAUUACAGGCAGUGGAGGCAUAUACCUGGCCAUCGGAACCCUGCUGAUUUACCGUCAAGAGGCUGUACGGUUCAUCAGUUAUUAACUUCGAAGUGGUGGGAAGGUCCAGAUUGGCUUAAGGAAAAUAAAGAAAAGUGGCCUGCUGCACAAGUUUUAAGUAUUGACGAAACAGAGGUCAAUUCUGAGUUAAAGAAGUCGACUCUAGUACAGAACACCACAUUGUUAAGCGUUAAAACUAAAGAUAUUACAGUUGAGAAAGAUACAGAUGAGUAUUGCAAUGCAAAUAUAAAGUUAAUGAAGAUGAUACAAGGCAAACAUUUUGAUACUUUAGAUGAUGAACGCAUUAAAGCUUAUGCUCCUUUCAUGGAUGAUCAAGGACUUAUCAGAUCAAAAUCCAAGCUUUUGUAUAGAGAAGACAUGAAACUAGACAAGUUAGUGCACAUACCGCGCCGUUACCGCUCGAUAGAGGCAGUUCACUUAGAAUUGGUAAGUUCAUUGAAUGUCGCCACAUUUUUAAUGGCUUUGCAAAGGCAUAUAUCUAGACGAGGUAGACCGAGCGUCAUUUACAGCGAUAAUGGUACCAACUUUGUUGGUUUAAAUAAUCAAUUAAGUACAUUAGAUUAUGAGAAGAUCGCGAAGACAGUCGCAAUACAACAGAUAGAGUGGAAAUUUAAUCCACCAUCAGCUCCUUGGUGGGGAGGAUUUUGGGAACGUCUCAUUGGUGUGCUUAAAAGAUUGUUGAGACGCACACUUAAGAAAACGUGCCUUAGUUUCGAGGAAAUGAUGACGACGUUAAUAGAUUGCGAGGCUGUCAUAAACUCGCGACCGAUAACUUUCCUGUCAGAUAGUCAGGAAGAGAUAAUGCCUUUGACUCCGUCAAUGUUUUUACAUGAAGUGAGAGAAAUUGGUGUAUUAGAUUUAGAAAAAAUAGAAAAAGUUAAGUUAAAUAAGCGUUUUUCAUAUAGACAAAAGAUAAAGCAUGAUUUAGGACAAAGGUUUCGAAAUGAAUACCUAGGCGCGCUGAAACAUCAGAAAUGUAAGGGCGAAAAUUUCAAGAAUUUAAAAGUUGGUGAUAUAGUGCUAAUAGACAAUGAUAAUGCAAAACGUUUAGAUUGGCCUUUAGCUAAGAUCAAGCAAUUAUUCCUCGGAAAAGAUGGCUAUGUACGCGUAGCGCGACUAAUUACAGCAUCAGGUGAAAUUACGCUACCAGUUCAACGUCUUUAUCCACUAGAAUUGAAUGCUGAUUGUAAUAGUGAGAACGAAGUACGAAUGGUAUGCGAAAAG